AUGUUACCGGAGGCAAUAUUAAAAGACUUAGGCUUGAUAUUGUUAACAUUGGCACAUCUUUCACAAGUCGCAACGGCAGAGUGUCAGAAAAUACAUCAACAUCGGGAAAUUCAAAUUCCUGGAUUUAAAACAGUUCCUAUUCAUACCAAUGCAUGCAAAGAGACGACGUCUGCUUUUCUAGAACCAAUGGUGGAUUUAGAACUAGGAUUAGCGCUGACCAACUUUCAACAUAUUUAUAUAAAACGUUACCAUGAUGGGUGCUGCUGUGCUGUCAGAAAUUCAAGCGCUCAUAGGAUCUCGGUUGAAAGUGUUGAUGGUAGAAAUAUAAGGACGUUUAAAUAUCGACGAAUCGAUUCUUGUACCUGUAUACAAUGUAAUCUCACCACGACUUUAUCACAGCACACAGCAAUAGAAUACUUUAAAUGA
Lottia gigantea (owl limpet) is the source of this 426-nucleotide messenger RNA. RefSeq lists its product as hypothetical. The transcript is spliced from 2 exons. The coding region runs from base 1 to 426 and encodes 141 amino acids. The record is from RefSeq and is a predicted model, not a curated record. NCBI's taxonomy places the organism in Eukaryota, Metazoa, Mollusca, Gastropoda, Lottiidae.